Molecule: messenger RNA, 1244 nt
Organism: Anneissia japonica
Lineage: Eukaryota; Metazoa; Echinodermata; Crinoidea; Comatulida; Comatulidae
Product: probable 28S ribosomal protein S25, mitochondrial
Exons: 4
Coding region: 68-619 (183 amino acids)
Cellular component (GO): mitochondrion
Molecular function (GO): structural constituent of ribosome
Source: RefSeq, a predicted model, not a curated record
UAGAAAAAAACAUGUGUGAAUUAUUUUGUUGUGUGAUGGUGUAAAUAACAUUUUAUGUAGAGCAAAUAUGCCUAUGAUAGGCAAAUUCCCUUUGCGUAGAACAUUACGUUAUCUCAAAGAUGGGAAAGUGCAUUUAAUAGAUCGUGUACAGAUUUUCACAAUUACGUAUAAUACGUUUGGAAAACAGAGCCAAGGAGCUAGAGACUUUGUGUUCUACAACCUGCCACAAUUGCAGUACAAUAAUCCGAAGGUCCAAAUGCAAACACUGAAAAACCUCACACCAUCACCGUUUAUAAGAUGUUUCUUGGAUGGUAGUAAAGAAGUAUUGAUUGAUAUUGAUAAUUUCAGUCAAUCAGAAAUAAUUGAACGUCUUAAUAAAGUAUUGGGAAAAUCUGAAGUGGUCUUAGCAGCUGAAGAGUUGGCACGAAGACAGUUGGUAAACCCCGCCCACUUUGGAGAGCGUUUUGGCAGAAAGUGCAUGUGCGAGAUUCCUGGCCAGAUCCCUUGUCCCGGUGUGGUGCCACUUCCAGAUCAUAUGCGUGGUAAAUUCAUGGACUUGAAGGCUGGAAGUUUAAAAGCCGGAAAGGGACGUAUUCAAAUAAACCUUCCUGAUGCUUGAUCAAACAAUGUUGCCAUGGAAAAAUUUGAAUGAUGAAAAAAAUGAUGAAAGAAAAAACACUAUAAUAAAAAUUCAGCAAAGCAUGACAGUAAAACACAGCAGGCCCACAGCCAAUAUGUAGUAAUAAAAUUAGCAGGAGAAAGCUAAAUUACAAUGAAACAAGUUCUCAUAAUCUUGAAAGCUCUGAUGAGGAAAUUAUAAUAGAGAGAGAACAGCUAAAAAAGAUCUAUUAAUCAAUCAAAUAUUAAUCUAUCAGCCAAGUAUUUCUAGAGCUCCUCAUGUAGGCAGUAUAAUAGAGGCGGUAGAUCUGAAACGGAUCUAUUAAUCAGCCAAGUGUUUCUAGAGCUCCUCAUCAGAGCUAAAAAUUUCCAAAUUAUUUGACAUUGUGGAAUCCUGAAGCUUUGGUUUAUUUUUAAUAUUGGAGAAAAAGAACACCACCAAAAUUUAAUUUCAGAUUGUGAAUUAUUUUCCAAUAUCAAAGGCCACCAGCCAAAGGUACCCUCCCCAGUCAAAAUGUGGUGACUUAUGUUUUUCAUGCAACUAUCUUGGCAAAUGGUCCUGCAGUGUAGUGGAAGACUACUUUAUGAUGAUGAUAGAAGAAAUAAAUAUUACAUACUGUAUUUAA